GAAAAAGCGUCUCCUGCGGCGGAGCAAAGUGAACUGAUGACUGCAGUGUAACAACGGAAUAAAACCUGAUACCUCUGACACCUGCUGCUCUCUUUCCGGCAGCAUCUGACAUGUUGCACCAAAGUCCCCAGUGACCAGAGCUCGCUGUCCCCAGACCAGCAGCCGUGACCGGACAGCAAGACACAGAUCAGGUUUGUCAUGGCUGCUCGACAGCAGAGACCUGCAGCCGCUGCAGACGGCUCAGCUGAGGUCAGAAGGACGGACAUGAGGGCCACUGAAAAGAAGUGCUCUUGGGCCUCCUACAUGACAAACUCCCCCACUGUGAUAGUGAUGAUUGGGUUGCCCGCUAGGGGAAAAACCUACAUGUCCAAGAAGCUGACACGCUACCUCAACUGGAUAGGAGUGCCAACAAAGGUGUUUAAUCUUGGAGUUUAUAGGAGAGAAGCAGUAAAGUCAUACAAGUCCUAUGACUUCUUCAGACAUGACAAUAAAGAAGCAAUGCAAAUUAGAAAACAAUGUGCCCUGGUGGCACUGCAGGAUGUCAAGGCCUACCUGAAUGAGGAGGGAGGUCAGAUCGCUGUUUUUGAUGCCACCAACACCACCAGAGAGAGGAGGGAACUCAUCCUUAAUUUUGCAAAGGAUAAUGCAUAUAAGGUGUUUUUUGUUGAAUCGAUAUGUGACGAUCCAGACGUCAUCGCUGAAAAUAUUCUGGAUGUGAAGGUCUCCAGCCCAGAUUAUCCUGAGAGGGACAGAGAAAGCGUCAUGGAGGACUUUCUGAAGAGAAUAGAAUGUUACAAAGUGACCUACCAGCCUUUAGAUCCAGACGAACACGACAAGAACCUGUCCUUCAUUCAAGUCAUCAAUGUUGGCCGUCGUUUCUUGGUCAACAGGGUGCAGGAUUACAUCCAAAGUAAGAUAGUGUACUACCUCAUGAACAUCCACGUCCACUCCCACUCCAUCUACCUCUGUCGCCAUGGAGAGAGCCAUCACAAUCAGGAAGGACGCAUCGGGGGUGACUCAGAACUGUCAGAGAGAGGGAAACAGUUUGCAGCAGAACUGAAGGGUUUUGUGGAAGAGCACCGACUGACGGACCUGAAGGUUUGGACCAGCCAGCUGAGACGCACCAUUCAGACAGCAGAGGAGCUGGGCGUCCCUUACGAGCAGUGGAAGAUCCUUAACGAAAUAGAUGCUGGAGUGUGUGAAGAGAUGACCUAUGAGAUGAUCGAGGACAAAUACCCAGAGGAGUUUGCCAUGAGAGACCAGGACAAGUAUCAUUACCGCUACCCUGGAGGAGAGUCCUACCAAGACCUGGUCCAGCGGCUGGAGCCAGUCAUCAUGGAGCUGGAGCGGCAGGGCAACGUUCUGGUCAUCUGCCAUCAGGCCGUCAUGCGCUGCUUACUGGCAUAUUUCCUGGACAAGGGCGCAGAUGAUCUACCAUACUUGAAGUGUCCCCUGCACACUGUCCUGAAACUCACCCCUGUGGCAUAUGGUUGUAAAGUGGACAUGUUUGACCUGAAGGUGGAGGCUGUCAACACUCACAGGGACAGACCAUUUAAUAAAUUCCAAGUGGAUGCUGUGCCACCAGCUUUCCUCCGAAGGAACAGUUUCACUCCUCUGUCCAGCCAAGACCAGAUUAAACGGCCUCGUCUGUACAGCGUGGGCAACCCUCCGAAUGCUCGCAUGUUGCAGGCCCCAACUUUACCCAGCAUGCAAUUCUCUGAGGCGUCUGAGGGGGCUGAAUUGCUACAAGGCGAGGACGCUCUGAACGGUUUCAGCGCUGCAGACACAGAUGACUGUGUGCAGAGUGUCAAAGAAAGCACAUGAAGAGGUAUUUUCGGUACCUUCUUAUCUAUUACAUGGAACAUCUACGCUCUUCACUCACUCCUUCAUUUUGCCAUUUAACUCAGGCUUUUCCCCACAUGGGUGUAUCACCAGCUGUGACAGCCAGCAAUAAAAUCUUAACUUGCUUCAGCCAUUAAAUUCUUAAACACUGUAUUACACAUUGUAUCUGUGUAGCCUUGCAGAUUUUGUCUCUUUAGUUUUAGUGUGUGUGUGUGCACACAGUAGUCUGGACUGUGAUCCAAAUCAAUGAUUUGUAGUAACGAGAGACUGAAAAGCUUUCCAUUAGUUGCCAGGACAUUCCAUAUACUGUAGAUCACAGUCUUUUGAAGCUGUAUUAGAUGUAGAAUGUGAUUAAGAAUCAUAUACCUCGGUGGAAGGUGUUGCCUUCUGUUUCAGUAGAAGAGAGCGCCUCUCUUAAAGGAAGCCUUAAUUUGUUUUCAGAUUGUUUCUUCAUCUUUCCUAUUUAACAUUCCCACGUAAUGUGCAUCCUUCCUGUGGUAAUCUGACAAGAUGUUGUAAUUAUUUUAUUCUGAAGUUUAAUUUAAGCAUACAAAAUUGUAAUUUAGCUUGGGCAGGCACAAGCUGUAAAAGUCAAUUAAAUGUUUCGUCUCGCCCUAUAAAAAGUGCAUUAGCUACUGUGUCUGUGUUUUUGUCUGUGACGGUAGUGUCACACGUCUCUUCUAAGAAGCCUCCUCGUGUGUUUUGUUUUCUCCUCAAACAACAGCUCUUAUAUAUUCUGCCUUAGACUGUAAUAAUGUAAAGCUGAUCUCAUUUGAACCCCACAAAUAUGAUGCAAAUAUAUAAAGUGCUAAAAUGUUCAACAGUAUUGGAUGUUUUGUUGAGGUUUUAUGCUUGAUUUAUUUGAUUUUAUUUUAUUAAGGAAAAGAAAAUCAGAGAAUCUGUAGUGCUAAAUUUAUAGAAUCCAUGUGGGAAACAUGUAAUCACAUUACUUUCAUUUUAAUGUUGCAAAUCAGUAAUUUUGCAGAAGUGCCUUAAUUUAAAUGAAUACAAGGCUGUGACACCAUUGAUCAAAGGACUUCAUGUAUUUAGCAAAAGUAUGUAACCUUUGAACUGAAGGAUUGACCUAAAAAAACCUCUUAAUGUUACUGUACACUUAUCUACUGAAUAAACUUCAUGUCACACUG
Molecule: messenger RNA, 2987 nt
Organism: Stegastes partitus (bicolor damselfish)
Lineage: Eukaryota; Metazoa; Chordata; Actinopteri; Pomacentridae
Product: 6-phosphofructo-2-kinase/fructose-2,6-bisphosphatase 2-like
Exons: 16
Coding region: 199-1824 (541 amino acids)
Biological process (GO): fructose metabolic process; fructose 2,6-bisphosphate metabolic process
Cellular component (GO): cytosol
Molecular function (GO): ATP binding; fructose-2,6-bisphosphate 2-phosphatase activity; 6-phosphofructo-2-kinase activity
Source: RefSeq, a predicted model, not a curated record